Molecule: messenger RNA, 11403 nt
Organism: Porites lobata
Lineage: Eukaryota; Metazoa; Cnidaria; Anthozoa; Scleractinia; Poritidae
Source: the annotation of a GenBank genome assembly
UACCCGCCAUCUUUGCUUCAGUUGACAUCUUUCUUCAGAAGCCUUGACGCAUGCGCUUGGCGGGAAUUCAACAUGGCGGCAUAUUUGGUCUGUUUGACAACUGAAGGUGGAAUUCCGUUGUUUACGCGCACAAAAGGGAAUCUUCCUCAGGUAAUUGCUAGUUUCCACCAUAAUUAUGGUCGGUAAAAUCGCAAUUUGAGUCUAGCGAUGUCAGCAAACUCAUACGAUAACCUUAACAUAAGCUACUCUACAUGGACUUGCAGAUCAUCUGGAAGGGCUGUCGAUCGUAGUCUUCCAGAUAGUAAAGUGUAAACACCCGCUAAUGCUAAUAGGAAUCUGUGGAUUAAGAACCUCCUAAUUAUGAUGAACAAUUUAAACAAAGGAGUGUAACUUUGAGUUUUAAUAUGAACAUACUGUACUUAACGGCAAAUACAUGUAUAUUCGGUAAGCGGUUUUCUUAGGAUUAUAAUAAUACAAUUGUGAAUAAAUUAAAAGUUUAUUUAUUUUUCUGGUAAUCGAUUUGUCUCCUUCAUAAAAAUUAGGAACCUAAACUAAUUAAAUAAGAACCAACGUAACCUAAAUUGCCAAUACAGCUGUAAGUGCCCUUGAAAUACAAGAACCUAUUUUGCCAGACUUCGAAAAAGUAGGUUCUUAUUAGUGGGUGUUUACUGUAUUCGUGACAUCGAAUUCUUAGUAAUAAUGAAAUGAAUCAAAUGAAUAUUAAAACAUUUAUGUAGCAUGUUAUACUGAUGGCUGCCAUUAAAUACUUAGCUACCGUUUCCUGUGAUUGGAUCACUCAAUGGUGUCUGCAUGUUCGCCAGUAAUCAAGAUGUCUCUCUGCUUAAUACAGUGACAGAUGAUGCUAAAGUUGUCUGGAAGGUGUUUAAUGAAAAGUGAGGAUUUAUUACCAUUGUUUGGAAUGCUACUUACUACAUAAGUUAACAAAAAGUCUGUAGUCAUGCCAAAUAGCUCAUCAGGCUGGAGCUUAUACCAGUUUCCAUAGCUUAAUUAAAGUGAGUAGUAAUAUCGUUAUCUCUACUCCCUGACCCCCUGUAUGGGUUGCCAGUCUAUCGGAGAGUUAUCCCUAGCGGAAUGUUGCCAGUAUCCAUUGAUUUACACACCUGGAUGAAGGGAAACAUCAUGGAGCAGAGUUUCUUGUAAAAGAAAGCAAUAUAAUGGCAAGGCCAAACCUUGGACCACCAGAUUCAAAGUGUUAAUUUUAAUCUUUUGUUGCUGUUGUCAGGAUCACCUUAAUAAUAGUAACAUCUGAUGACAGUGCAAGUGAUAUACAUCUCAAUCGACUGCUAGAGUUUGUCUUUAAUUCCAUGGUAGGUUGCAAGAAAUUUUAAAUUAAAGUCAAAUUUUUCCUGGACGCAUUCAUAACAGCAGUCACUUCACAUAUACCAUAUCACAUAUACCCGUAAGGAGGUCCGACUACAUGUACGUAUAUGCUGCAGUCUAUAAUUUGAUUAUUGUUCAUGGUACUACUCAGUGUUUAUGAUGCAAAGUCAGGGCUGUGCUCUAGCAGAGCCCAGUUGCCCCUGGCACCUAACUUUUGCCCUCGGGCGACUAGAAAAUCUCAGAUUUUUCAUACAAAUCAUAUGCCGGGCACCCUAGAUUUUACAGUUUCAGAGCACUGGGCUCCCUUCGAUUUUCCUUAGUGCACAGCCUUGAAAGUGCUGGUUUCUUUGUUGUUGCUUGUGAAACUGUCGGUUGAGGAAAAACCUUUUUAGAUGAUUAUCAGCAAAGCUUUGCUCUAGGAGAUUAUUAUAUUCAGGGUGUGGAUGUCCUGUGCAGGGAACCAGCACUAAGUUAUAGAUCUACUUGUCACAUAAAGGUGUAAAUAAACCUGUCAUACCCAUUAUGACUUCAACUACUAGUCAAGGAAACAAAUUCAAGAUUAAAAUUUAUAAAGCAUUUUAUGGUUCAACGGUUAAUGCUUAAUUGAUUUUUGAAUUGCAUUUUUUCAGGUAUUGUUAUUAGGUAUAAAUGAGCUGACAUCAAUCAGAAAUGUAGAACACCUUAAAAGAGAGCUACGAGUAAGUUAUUCUUGAUUGUUGAAUUAUUUUCUGCUAAUAUCAUAGGUCAUGUAUUACUCCUUAAUUUUGGCAUGAAAUUUCAGCAUUAAAUUGUAAUUUCACAUGUGAAAUUACAAAAUUGCCAUGGCAAUCCUUCCGUAUGUCUCAGUGUCAAGAUGGCGACGAAGUUUUGAAAUGUUGUGAAUGAAGAUGUUAGGGCACAAAAAGACGCUUUAGAAACCUGAACACACAAGAGAACAUCAAGAAGGAUUCUAACAGGUAUUUUGCCGAAAAAGUCUGAAGAUUCUGAACUUUAUAAGCCAAAUUUAAGGUCUAAACAUUUGAGAGAGUGGAGUUUUCGAUCAAUAUGAUCCAGUAUAAACAUGUCAAAAAUCCAAGAUUGGUAACGUAAUUCGUCACCCAUGAUAUUAAUAGGUAAUCAAAUGGUAUAUUCGUGAAAUUAAGGAAUAAUUUCACUUGCAAGGCUCGGGAAAUUAUUAGGAUUUGGACAAAACGCACAUCAUCAUUUGAUUACACGUACUAAUUAUUCUGUUGCAUGUACAGUUGUACAUGAUAGUAUGUUGCAUGUACAGCUGUACAUUGCCAGUUCCUAGUAUUACAUGUAUUACCUGUCAUGAACUGAGUACCAAACACUUUGAUCUGUACAGCAGAAAGUCUGUGGCUCAUUAAGAAUAUAAAUGGAUUAAACGUAUUCACUACUUUUUUUAAUUUGCCCAGAAAACAUUCAGAGCACAGGUGAAGGCAGAGGUUCAUUAUUUUGUUGAUAAAUAUUAUGGGUUCCAUCACACUUUUUGUGGCAUUUGAAGCCAGUUGUACUCACCAAAAAUAAACAUGUUGGUACAUGUAAUAAAACCACUGAAGAGAAACAAACAUAAGAGAGAUGGGCAUAGAAACUAAUAAAUUCCUUGUCUACCUGCAUCUAUUUUUAGAGUUGUUAUAGUUUGAUUGACAUCCUUCUGGAAGGUACCGACUUAACAGGGAACAUAACCCAAGCUGUUGAUGUCAUUCUUUGUCCUGAUGUGUCAUUUUUGCAGGUACAAAAAUUUAAAUUUUUUGUUCGAGUUUUUACCCACAAUAAAUUGAUCCAAGUAGUCAAGGCUAUGCUCUAAGGAAAAUUGAAGGGAGCCCAGUGCUCUGAAACUGUAAAAUUCUAUGGUGCCCAGCAUAUGAUUUGUAUAAAAAAUCUGAGAUUUUCUAGUCGCCCAAGGGCAAACGUUAGGCGCCAGGGGCCACCGGGCUCUGCUAGAGCACAGCCCUGGAAGUAGUACUGAUCCAAGAUACAUGUAGCAGCCAUUUGAGAUGGAAUCACUGCUUUGGGCAGUUGUUUGACCUUACAUGUAGCAUAACCUUGCAGAUAUUUUGAGACUCUGAGUGAUGAUCAAGUACAUGUAUUAGCAUGAAAGGUGGUAUUUUAAUCACUAACUAUGCAAUGCAAUUUCAGGAGUUCCUAGAUGCCUUUGCUACAGCAGUUAAUAGUGAAUUUGGAUGUUUGCUUGUGAUGGGGAAAGUGGCAGUAGCAACAGAGCGCUGGUGAGUGACAUCCUGGCUGAAGAAUGGCACUGACCUACGAUGUUAUUAUCUACCCUAAGUGGCUGUUUCAGAGAGGUGUCAGUGUUAUAGACAUCAUCAAAGAAACUGACUGGCAUGAAGAAGAGCACAGACCAACUCUAGCUACUCAUCCGGUUUAGGGGGUGGCUGUUUAAGUACAUGUAACAAUCACAGAGUAGUGCAUAGUAGAUACAAAAUGUACAUAUGUAAUAUAACAGUGCAACAUACUACUAACUGUGAUUUACUAAAUUGCACUUUUAUCAGACCUGUUUAAAUACCCUCUAACUGGUACAUGAGUUUUUCAUUACAUAGAUUUUUUGUGUACAGUGUACCCAGCCUUAAUUUAUCUGUAAGUUUAUGUAAUGCUUUUGAUAGAUUUGUUGAUCUCUUUUAGGUGGGAGUUAACUGGCAUGGAAACAGUUUUGUUGUCUUUCCUUGUUCGUUCAUUACCACCAUGUUGCUCUAGGGACAUCCCUAUUUAUCUCCCUUAUGGCAGUCCAAAGGUAUUCAUCUAUUUUACACUGUUUAGCUACAUUCUGUACAUUUGUGACUUUCCAUAAUUUGUACAUGAUAACGUAAGGCUUAGCAGUUUGCAAGUGCUGUAGAGAAGUGUGAGUAAACAUGUUGCAUUCCUGCAGCCAUCUUGAUGAUCUAUGAUUCUAGUGAAUCCCUGGAAUUUUGUGCAAUAUUAUUUUGAUGAGUUGAACUAUUUGGGGUUUUAUAACCAAGGUAAUCGAGCCUGAGAAUCCUGGAAUAAAUACAGUUCAUAUAAUUUCUUGUUUACAAGAGUCCAUACACACUUUUUAUUAAAAACCUUGACCUAUACUAAAUACAGUUUAACAUUGACAGGUAAAUAUAAAAAAAGUAAGGUUGUAGUUUCUUGGCAUUGCGGGCGGGUGCAUGCAAUCACAAAAUGAUGUACAUUUACAUGUAAUACAAAAGACGCUGAAUGAUCCCCACACCAUAACACAAAAGCGAACCAACAAUGGUUUCCGUAGGCUCAGUUACCACUGUGCGGGUUCAUUUUUCCGAACAGAGGUUGGUAAUCGAACCUAUGGUUCCCGCCACAACAACAAAAACCCAAAAGUAAAGAAAGUUAUGUGUAUUGAAAGUGAGUGACAGCUGUUUUUCUUUGUUUUGAGCCAGCAUGAUUCAUCAUCGUUUUCAAUUUUUUUCAGGUUCCUCAUAGGCUUCUUACAUUUCAAGUGAGUUAGAACUGUUUUUUUACCGCUUAAAACUGAUUUUAGAUGCAUGUACUGUAAAUAUCCAGAUAUACAACAAUAGUGGUCAUUAUUUUUAAAGGGAUGAUGCUGCGCCCACAUUUAUAUUAAAUAUCUGGUGGUUAAGUAAAUGUUAUCCUUGUGUAAGUUUUUAGUAUCAGCUGUUCUAUUCUAUUGUAAUAUUAAUUUGCUAGUAAAAUAAAUAACAACAAAUAAAUAAAUAAUCGUUUAGAAGUUAUGUAGCACAUGCACUUAGUGGUUCUUCGUCUACCUUAUUCCUGGUCGAAUUGGAGUUUGGAAAUGUUGGUUUUUGAGGAGAGCGGAAAACUGGAGAACCUAGACUUUUCACAGUCCCCUAUUUUUCUGUAAGACCUUUGAGACAUCUUUGAGGAGUGUCAAAUCUACUUAGGGGACGGGGAAGGUUUGGGAGGAGGCGAGAAAAAUAUUUUUCUAUUUUUAUCGCCCCCCACCUCCCCCUAGAGCUAUAAUCCCCGACGCCCGCCCCCUCAAUACACUUGAAAAUCAAGCUGGCCGCCAUAAAGGUGAUUCCCUGGUUUUGCAUUGCGCAUCUCUUACUGCGCAUAACAAGAUGGCCUCCGUAAAAAAGAGCAUGUGAAGUAACAUUAUUGAAAUGAAGUUGACCGAAGAGAAACGCUUUUGCAAUUUUUGCUUGUGGUUGUUUCUUGCCGAGGUGAGACUCAAUGUGGUGGGAAUGUGCAUAACGUAAGUACGCGUGUUGCUGAGUUCGACUGCUUGUGUUGCUAGCGGUAUUUGUCAGCAUCGUGACGUCAAAACGAGCACGGUGACCCCCACUUUUUAUUACUUUUUUAUCGUCUUCUUGACUUGUUACAUCAGUGUACCAAGUUUCAUCUACAAUCUAUGUUAGGUUCUUUUACUAGGGAAUCACCUUAACGGUAAGACGCGCUAUAUCUCGACGACCUCACGGAAAAAUAGGGGACUGUGAACAGUCUAUCGAGUACCUGAAGAAAAACCUGCCGUAGCGUAAGAGAGAACCAGACAAACUCAACCAACAUAUGGCUUCAACCCCUGAAUUUGAACAUGGCCAACAUUUGUAGGAGGCGAGUGCACUCCUCACUGCGCCAUCCUUGCUUUCUUAAGGAUCCUUAUAUGAAAUAAUAAUUAUUAAAUGGUAAUAAUUAUAUUAAUAGAAGCAUUGCAUUUCCACAGCUCAUUGAAGGUGUGGAAGUGUGUGUUAUAUGUGGCCCCAAACCAUCACUUCAAGACACCGAGACCAAGGUACAUAGAUGAAUCUUUAUAGUUCAUUAAAUUCCAAACUCUAAACAAACACAUGAAAGCCAAAUGACCGCAGAAUUAUGGAAUAGAUUCCAGACAGAGUUUGGUUACUUGUCGCGGGUUCAGGGUCGCAGGUUGCCAGGAUGUUGUGGGUGCGGGGUGGAAGUCGCAGGUGCAGAUUUUGAUAUCGUCGCUUUGUUUUGCACUCUUUGAAGAUAAUUUCACAUUCCAAGUUGCUGUGAAGUACUCGAAUCAGGCUAAGUUCAUCAUCAAAAGUACUGGAAGGGAUAGAAAAAUCUGGAGCUAAAAUGGUCAUAACGCUAAUACAUGUAUGUAGUAACAAUAACAAUAACGAAACGAUGAAUAUAUGAAUUUCAUAUAUUGGUACCACAUAUAAUGAAAAAAUAAAUAAUGAAAAGAAGAUCAUUGCAGUUAAAGACGCAACUUAUGCAGUUUCGAAAAGAAGGGCUGAAGAAAUUUAAAUUUAGGCUUGCCGGAAAGCCUGAAUUUUUUCACAACACGAUGAUCUUCUUUGCAUUUUAAAAGAGUAAUGAAGACUAUGGUAACGAUAAACCAAACUUACACAAGACCUUCUGACGAAAAUUUCUUUUUUUACUUGUGUCUGCAUUUUGGAAUAUGCCUGUAGUUUUUGGAACCGUACUGGAGACUAUCAACUGAAACAUUGAAAUCAAGCCGUAGAUCGCAUCCAAGGAACCUUCCUGGUGACAUGGCACUUGACAGUGGAAUUUUAGGGUAGGGAUAAGACAGUGUGCGUGUGAGCUAAUACAUGUACAAUUAAUACUAGCUGAACCUCCAUUAAAUCACCCCCCCAAGUUACCGGCAAAUGAACGCUUACUGGAGGUUGGCCAUCAUAAAUGAGCAUAAUCGAAACGUCACUUCAUUUUGAAAGAAAUCCGUGACGGGAGCGGACUGUAUUUUCCUUCAGUAACGUUUAAAAACUAGGAGUACCUUGUGGCAAGUGCCGACGAGGCGAAUUCGUUUAUCUUUUGUGGAAUGUGCCUAUCCAUCGAUCUUCGCGAUUUGUUACAUAAUUUUAGAGGUUUAAAAUGGAUUUCGCUGUAGAAAAGGAUGGCACUAAACUUUAGAAAAAAAAACUUGGAUACAUUCUGGGCUUUCACUUCUGCUGAAAAAUAGCAACAUGGCUUGAAGCUUUGUUUUCUUUGUUCGUAAAAUUGGUGCAAGUUAGCACUUAUAUUUUAUGGAAAUUCAAAACUACAAACAAUAGAAAGCAAAAUAUAGUUCAAGUGAGGCCUUUGACUGCUAAAAUUAAAAUUUAAUUCCGAGCUUUCGCUGAUCAACGGCAUCGUCAAGGAUAAGAAAAAUAGUCCGCCUGGUAAUAUACAUAUAAAAAAAAAAUAGUUGUAAGUAAAAUGUGUGAAAAGCGCAAGAAUGGGGCGGAAUGUAUCCGGCGGUAUAAAAAAUAAACUUGAAUAAAAUACAAUGAUCUAAUGAGUGAAUGCCACAGGACAAAGAGUCUCUCGAAAGGAAAAUGAUUCAUAAUGAUGGUCUUUGAAACAAAAGGUCCGCAAAUUCGUUGCAUUCCUCAUGGUAGUUUAGGACUGUCUUCAUUGUAAAUCGAGCUUCAAAAGGACACACUGGUAGACAAAAAUCUCUCCGGUGGCAAAAAUAACUUCUAAAAAAAAAAGGUCCUCAAAUGCGUUGCAUUCCUCACGGGAGGUGAAGACCGGCUCAAUGUAAAUCGAAAAUGCGAAGAACGCGCUGGUUCUGAUAAACUUUUUGAGAAUACAACCCUAUUCCUUGAUUAACUACCGCUUAGAAUUCAAUUUUCAAAGGAAAAAAUAAUAAUGAAAACCCUAGUUCUGAGUCGAGAAGCGAACACGCUACCUGAAGGUAAAUCGAGCUGCGAAAGAACAAGCUGGUAUUGACACAAAUUGGAUCGUAAAAGCCUAUUCCUUGAUAGCUGCUACUUUAAACGCAAUUUAUAAAGCAAACCAGAGCACUAAUCAGGGGCGGAUCCACACCGGUUUCCACCGUUUUACGGAAAUCGGUCAGAUUUUUCAUAAUAAAUACAUUUUUAAUGAUAAAAAACACUUUCCAAGUUGAAACCUGGGCAAUAUGCUACCUGAGUGACUCGAAAACGCAGGAUAGAGGACUUAAAGAGUUAAACACGAAAACAUUUCUUGGGAAGCCUGCCCCCCAGACCCCCUUAGAUAGUGCUUGCGCCUUCGGCCCUCGUUUAGGAAAUCGGUCAGUUUUUAUUCCAGAUCCGCGCCUGCUAAUAGCCCUUUUAAACUAGAAAUCGUAUUAAAGCUUGCUCACCUGUUUAGGGCCUCUUGAACAGAAAACGAACAGCUGCACACUGUAUCACCCAGUUUCGAACCAGGAGUUGUUGUAAAUACAAGAUCAUGAUGUCACUGCCCAAAUAUGGGGUCUUAUUUACACCCAAAUAAGGUCAAAAAUGCAAAUUUUAGAGAGUUACGCAGAAUUUUAGAGUUUUGCCUACAUUGCGCGGGAUUAUGAAUCUGCCGCCGAGGCAACCUCGCUUCUUAGCUUGGUUGCCUUGUUAGUAAUACAACCCAAGUUAAUUGUGUCAAUCGCUUGAGGGCGGCUCAAUAACUGUGACAACAAUUGGGAAAGCUCUCGUCUCGAUGGCUGCUUAGUAGUGGUAAAAUUUAUAAUUCUUUACGAUUAUUUCUAGAUUUUGUUUAAGUCAUUUUUUUUUGGAAGGAGACAUGGUAACUUACACUAACUGAUUUGUCGCCGGCGCGAUCCGUCGGCCCAACAGCUACACCGUGGCGUAUUAAGGGAAGUAUAGAACAAUAAGUAAUUUGCUUACGGGGUUUAUCCUCUGACCACGAAUGCUGCCCUAACCCUAGCCUGUUGAAAGUCAUGUAAGCUAUGACUUCAUUGAUCCGAUCUUUUGCUCUUAAUUCAUAGAGUUUGAUUGAGUACUGAAAGAAACGGUGUAAAAUCUGCCCGAUCUCUUGGAUCUGUUGCAUUGCUUGCAGCAGUUGGUCAAUUUUUCUGUCGUCUUUCAAUGGAAGACGAAGGAGUUGACUGCUCGUGGUUUUAGCCUUUUGAUUUAUCACUCAGUUUUGAUGGGUUUCUUGCAGAUUUUUGUUGGUAAAUACAGAUGAACGAAAAUGCCUGUCAAGUGUACAUCCAGCUGGAGUGAUGACUGGUGUCGAUCAAAGCAGUUCAUCAGGUAACACUCUGUUCUUGCCGUAAUAUCCAAGCUCUUCUUACUUACAAAAGCACCCGCUAUGAAAAGCUGUUUAAACCUUUAGCCUCCUUGGUCAAUUGCAUGAAGACUAACUUUUACCUCUGUAGAUGAAAUCCUAAUUAAAUAAUAAUCUUUCAUUACAAAACUUUCAUCACAUCACUGUGGUUUUCAGAAAGGUCAUAACUUAGCUUAAAAGUACUAAAUUAGACUAUACAGCAAAAUGAAAAAUACCUAGAAAUAAAAAUAUAUACAUAAACUAAAUUAAAACUUUAUAAAAAGCUACAACUGAAAUACAGAAAGCAUUAAAUAAAUAAGCUGCUAAAAAUGCUACUCUUAAAAUUCACAAUGUCAGGUGCAUUUCUAAUGUCUUUCUAGAUUAUUCCCGUCUUUCAGAGAGUGAAGUGUGGCCAUUCAAAUGAAAGCCACUGAGCAGUACGUUUCUGUGAUACUGAUGUUUUUUUAAACGCUGUUCAAAGUGGUGCUAACUUUUGAGUAUGAAACUGAAAUUUAAGAGUGUUUUUGAAAUCCGUUAUUCCCCACAUAUUUCCCACAUAUUUUUUCUUGGAACUGAGUCAAGACAUUCAGGGCUGUCAAUAAGGGCCGGUAGCCGGCCAAAACCGCCGGCUAGUUCGCCAUCCUUAGCCGGCUACUUCCAUCUCCUUCUACCAUAAGUGAGUCAUGACUGCUAAAAAAAAUAAGCACCAUCGAAUAAAAUUGUGAAGCAUCCGUUUCCCAGUUUUGACUGACAUUGAACGCAUAUUUAAACAGCUUCAGACCUGUGAAACGUUCGAACCGUGCGACGUCGUGGAGCGCCUGGGACAUUUCGACGGCAUUGCUUCCAGUCUUGCGUGUAUUCCGACGAAACAACAUGGCGUCCGCGGUGGAAAAUACCCAUUGAACACCCCUGGAGACGCGAUUUCCGAGAUUCUAAAUUUCACAAUGUCCCUAGAUGCCUCGGCCCUCAAAAACGUGCGCCUUUGGUGCGAGUUCCAAAGCCGCCUACUAUUCAUUAUCAGCCUGCUAUUGAAAAACGUUUUGACAGCCCUGGACAUUGGGUGUGAUCCUAGUUAGUGUGUGAGGCAAGAUUCUUUUGUUUAUUAACAGGAGGCGGGGUCUCCACGGCGAAAAGAAAGUCAAUUUUAGUAUCCUUUUACAAGUCAGUGGUUGGAACACUAUUCCCACCACAAACGACAGCUACAUCGGUGCAAGGUAAGUCGUCACAUUGUCUUAUUUCAAACCCAAGCGGGAUUGAGUACGAGUCCGUGUAUUAUGAUAUAGAUAACGCGAGACCAACAUAAUCAGAAAGAGAACACCGUGCUUUGCAAAAUGUUUAGGUGUUAAUCGUGCCCAUAUAAAAUAAGAGAUGUAUGGUUUGCCGGACUACUCCGUACGUCUAGAUUUUUUUCUAAGUAACUUUUUGAGUUUUUAAAUGCUUGUCUUUCGUUUGAUAUAGGCCCGAUAACCACAAAACUUGGAAGUGUCCGAAAUCACGGCUUCCUCUUUCUGCUGAUGUGGAUCUCGAGUUGCUCAUCCCAUAAUAGGCGGAUUCGUCCCAAACCCCCCUCGGUUUGAAAUUAGGCAAUAGAAUGCAUCGUGCCUUGGAGAUUAGCGCUUUGUUUGGCGUCAGAGAGCUCUACAAACCACGAAGUUGACGUCAGCAAAAUCGUCACUUAAAAAGUGAAUUUACACUUCGUUGCAACUCGAUGAAUUUGUCAAAUGCAGACGAAUUUUAAAAAACUUCACGUCGUAUAAUCGUACAUAACCUGCGUUGCAACCGGACGUGUCACUCGAGACCCAGAUGGAGAACUCGAUAUACUUUAGACUGUCCAUGACACAGGCUAAGUUGUUCAGUGACAUGAAAUAUACCAAAAGUGUGUUGCACGCACAGCGUUGUUGUUUUGCUCAUUAAACCUAAGGUAUGUCCACUUAUAUCAGAAUAGAAGGACUGUUGAAUAUCCAACUGAUAAAUUUUAUUCCUACAGAUGAGCCGUCAUGCGACUUACACAGCAGUCUUUCUCAUCAAGCCAUGGAAACAUACAUGUGUAGCAGUGAUCACAAGUGUUACGCGAUUCGAAACUCAACUCAUGAGCUGUACUUACUCUUUUCUCCUGAUGUCCCUAAUUAUGCUCUUGGGUAA